CCGGUAUCUGUGGUUCAAUGGAUGGCCACAGCAGUUUCCUUGCGCAUCGUUAAGUUUUUCUUGUUCGGGCAGCAGCAAUCGAGGGUCAGGAAAGGAGAAUCGGUAGACGAAAGCAGUGCUACAACUAUCCGUGGCACCGUUUCUGUACCGGCAAGAUCUGCCUCAGAGGGGCCGCCAUCGGAGACGUCGUCAUCGGCAACCAUGGAGAUGCAAGCUGCGGAGGCUUUGCCGGGAAAGAUGCUCGGUCCAGACGAGCUCCUGGGCGGUGGAAAGCGAGUGCGUCAGCUCUUAAAUCGGUUGGUGCAAGUAGCGGCACAAGCUCACGAGGCUGCGGUAGGAGGAACCGAGCAUGGCAAGGGAGAAGAGACAUGCAAUGUGUCUACUGACGCGUUGGCAACUAUUGAACUGCUGCUGCGACGGUCAGGCGUGCCUGCCAACUCAUCAGGGAGCAAUACGAUAAGUGAGUCGGGAGCGACGACAUGUGCAGAUGGCUCUGUAAAUCAGACAGGUCAAAUACCAACAACAAAUCCGAUUGCUGCCUUCAGCUGUAAUGCCAUCACCAACGAUUUGGUCUCAGCUUUAGUGACGCAUAACACUGCUCCCUCCCUAUUCAUCGGCCUCUUACUCCGCAAUCCGCACCGCAAAGUACGACAGCAGACUCGAGAUCUCAUUUUGGGCCCUGAUGCUCCGCUGCUUCGCCGUAGUGUCUUUACCUGGUGUCUAUCGGCGCUCGAAAUGCUUGAGGUCGAAUCAGUGACCUGUUUGGAAUUUUUUGAUGUCCUUCAGGAGCUUUCUUUUGUCCGCAAACCGCCUUUGGCUGCAAGACCUAACAGUGCUGGAAACUCAGCACCGGUACCCAUGGUCUUGACGAGCGAGUUGUCAGGUGUUUCGGAGGAAAUGUCAACGGUCAUAGCCCCGACGCCUCCGACUGGCGGCGGAGACGAUCUGGUUCAAGCUCUUGCUCAGCUUGUGACGCGCCGCCUUGUCCACUACCCCCGUAUCAGCGGAAGUCGCAGCGCAAGCGUAUCGAAUGAGCUGAAGUCGGAGGAAGGGGGUCAAUCGGCUCCAGUUUUAUUGGGCUUACUUCGACUGUUGAAUUGCCUGGUGGAACAGGACCAUGAUGGCAGUCUACUGGCUGGUACUGUGCUGGGUGACUUAAUCGGGAAGGCUUUCGCGGACUUUUUGUUCGCAGUGCCCAGUCUACGGGAAAAUAAUGCGCAUGGCCGACCGAUUUGCGCGGCAGGAGAAGCAAAAUGUAGGCAAUUGGUCUUCUCGAGCCUUCUGACGCGAGCUAAGCAAUGCUCCCGGCAGAUGGAGAGCAUUCUCGGCCAAGUCAUGUCGUUGACCGAGGCGGCAGCCAGUGGACUUCGCGAUCGAUGGCAGUAUGAGUACCUGCAUGAGACCAAAUCUUAUCCAGGACAGUACGUGGGGCUGCGAAACCAAGGUUGUACUUGUUACAUGAAUUCUCUGCUGCAGCAACUUUUUAUGGUUCCUCGCUUGCGAGAUGCCAUCCUGGCCGCGCGGGUGAAACGACGGCGGAUGGUGUCGGGUGAAAUGUUCAGAGACGAGGAGCUAAUCGGGCGGCAGAUUCUUGUAGACUGGGAGACGGAAGAAGGGACCGUUAAGAUGGAGGCAACGGUGACGAGCUUUGAUGGCAGCACGGGAAAGCAUACGAUCAAGUACGACGGGGCGGGAGGGGCGAAUGGUAAUGAAAAGAUCAACGCCAGCGUAAGGCUCAAAUUGAGAGAGGGUCGGGCGGGAAAGGAGACUGGGCAUUUCCAGGUGAUCCCUCCUCCGCUGCACUCCUCUUUGUCAGCCGUUCGCGAAGUUGAACAGGCGCAACGUGUCCUGGAGCAAAUGCAACGGACAUUCUGCUAUCUAAGCGGCAGCGAAAAGCGCUACUUCGACCCACGAUUUUUGGUGGAAGCGUGCAGAUGUCUCAACCUGAACUAUUCUGUUUAUCAACAAAACGACGCCUCGGAAUUUUGCGACAAGCUUCUUGAUCAGCUGGAGGCCUCUCUGAAGGGUACUCCUCAGCUCGUUGAUUUAGAAGAGGGAUGCUUUGGUGGAAAGCUGGCCUACCAGAAAUUACCACAGGGAUGUGAACACAGAGCAGAACGGGAGGAGCCUUUUAUCAAAAUCGAAUUGAUUAUCAAGGGAAAAGAAUCGAUAGAAGAAAGCUUGGCAGCAUUUGUGGAAGGAGAAUUGAUGGACGGUGAGAAUAAGGUGGAAUGCGAGGGGUGCAAUACCAAAAAGCCUACGGUGCGAAGGAUCUGUCUCGGGAGUCUACCGAACCUGUUGAUCCUCCACUUGAAAAGGUUUGACCUGGAUUUCACCACUUUUGAGACGGUCAAAUUGAAUAAUCGAUGUGCUUUUCCCACGCGACUAAAUAUGAAGCCCUACACUCGGGAGGGGUUGGAGGAAGCGUCUCAGACAGAGGCGCUGCAGAAAUUGCAAGUGAGGGAAAACGGAGAAGACAUGGACGUAGGACUUCAAGAACGAGAAGAGAGAAAAGAGGGUAUGACUGAACCAGCGUCCUUGGUGAAUGAUGUGCCUAUGGUGUUUGAGGACGAGGAGUUUGACUACGAGUUGAAGGGAGUGGUCAUUCACGCAGGCAUUGCCCAAGGCGGGCACUACUACUCAUUCAUAAAGGACCGAGAGCGCGAAGAUACCUGGCACAAGUUUGACGACGAAGACGUAACCUCUUUCGAUCCAUCUUUGAUAGAGACCCAGUGCUUCGGGGGAACGUUUUCGAAGCCGACGACUUGGAACGGGGUCACAAACUACGUGGAGCAAGAGCGGGUUCACAACGCUCUGAUGCUCUUUUAUGAAAAAGUCCGCCCCCGGGGACGGACGUCAUCUCUCGCAUCUGCACAGACGGACGGCCACAAAGGAAGGGAGGAGAGUUGUGCACCCAUGGAGGCUGUGGAGGAUGUUGAGAAGCAGGUGGCGGGAGAGGUCUCCCGAGGCACAGGAAGCGCAGACGAAAGUGCCAUGACUGUCGACACCGAGGGCAGUAAGGCCACGGGUAAUGAGGAAGACGACUUUGAGUAUGGCUUGGACGGGAGAGCUGCUUUCGAGGAAGAGGUUUGGCACGCCAAUGUUGCCUUUAUCUACCAUCGAUAUAUCUUUGAUCCACAGUUCCACAGUUUCCUGUCAAGUCUGCUGACCAUGGUUUUCUGUCCCUUGUCGCCUUCUUUGCUCGCACCCACGUCAAGUGGGGCGUCCAUGGAGACGGGAGAAGCGGAGUGCGUUUGGAAUCCUUUGGCUCCCGAGAUGUCGAGCGUGCGGCAGGAGGUGUUUGGGAUGGGGUUGGCCUUCCUGCUGGACGUGAUGUUGCACUCGCGAGAUCGACUCGGAGUCCAGUCUUGGAUGAAUUUACUGCGGCACGCCAUGCAGGUAGACCCAGACAUGGCUUCUUGGUUGUUGGAGGCGUUGAUCCUCACUCCUCCACCGGUCCCACUGCCAAGCUGGAAAGAGGCAAGGAGAUCGGAGGAGCAUCUCGCAGAGGAGCAAAGCGUUUCAUCGCCGAGGUCAUCCUGGCUUCGGACUUACUUCUUGGAAUGCAGCGAUUGCACUGCUCGUGCUUGCGUGCUGCAGCUUCUAGUGAGCGCCAUCGCACGGUUGGCAAGGGAGGACGUGGAGGUGAGAGCGCUCCAGGCUGCAUCCUUGACCGAAGCGCGGAACCACAGUCGAAUUGCCCGCUUUUUGGAAGCGGCCGGCCAGCUUUUACACGAUGCCAAUAGGCAUUGGCUCCACGUCGAUGAGUUGUUUUCACUGUUUCGAGACGCAGCCAGGGCCUCAGAGCCUGUGCGUCUCUACCUGGUCCGGGCGGAUUUCGCAUUCUACCUCGCCAUGUUUGUCCUCGGAGCUGCUGCCACUCCAUCUCUCAAGUCGCAGUUUCCGUACGCGUCCUCUUCCCAUUCUGCUGCCCCUGCCAUGUCUGCGGGAGCGACAACCGGACCGAUCCGUCCGUGUCCAAGUUCUCGAUCAGAGGAAGGGGCUGCCUCCCCCCUACUACCCCUUUCCCCUGUGGAAGGGAUUGCACCUGUGCAGCAGGUAAAUCCCCCACAUGCAGUGACGGAUUACUUGUACUUGAUGGAAGCAAUCGCAACGCUGGUGGGGUUUCCACAGGCACCGAAGGCGGCUUUGUUGGAGGAAUGGGAAGGAGGACGAGAAGGAGGGAAGGAAGAAGGAGAGGGUGGGAGGGACGGAGGGGUUGCGUCGUAUUACCCCACUCAGGCGCGCUUGACACAAGCAGCGCGGGAGGCAUUGACGACGAUUUUCCAAGAAAAUUCUCGGGCGGGGGGCAUGAGCAUGCAAGACUUGUCCCGUUACUUGGAAAAAUGCGCGAGUCUGGGUGGCGGAGGAGGGGGGAUGGGAGGGGGACGGCAUGGGGG
Messenger RNA from Nannochloropsis gaditana CCMP526, 4400 nucleotides. RefSeq names its product ubiquitin carboxyl-terminal hydrolase 24. The transcript has a single exon. The annotation marks the transcript as partial. Gene Ontology annotation, cellular component: nucleus; cytosol. Gene Ontology annotation, biological process: protein deubiquitination. The record is from RefSeq and is a predicted model, not a curated record. Gene Ontology annotation, molecular function: cysteine-type deubiquitinase activity; cysteine-type endopeptidase activity.